This is a messenger RNA of Coniophora puteana RWD-64-598 SS2, 1137 nucleotides long. RefSeq names its product ARM repeat-containing protein. The transcript has 7 exons. Gene Ontology annotation, molecular function: mRNA 3'-UTR binding. Gene Ontology annotation, biological process: nuclear-transcribed mRNA catabolic process, deadenylation-dependent decay. Bases 1 to 1137 code for a protein of 378 amino acids. The record is from RefSeq and is a predicted model, not a curated record. Lineage: Eukaryota; Fungi; Basidiomycota; Agaricomycetes; Boletales; Coniophoraceae. Gene Ontology annotation, cellular component: cytoplasm.
AUGCCAAAUGGAGGUUUAUAUGCGCAAUCGGGCGUACCUGCAGUACCCUUCUAUGCGCAGAAUGCAAGGGCAGGUCGCCGUGAUCGCAAUGACCCAAGUUUACGGAGCCCCCUCCUCGAAGAGUUCCGAGCGAACAAGACUAGGAAAUGGGAGCUUCGUGACAUUUAUGGCUAUGUCGUUGAGUUCAGUGGCGAUCAACAUGGCUCGCGUUUCAUUCAGCAGAAGCUCGAGAGCGCAUCUAGCGACGAGAAACAAAGAAUAUUCGAUGAAAUCGUCCCCAGCCACACACUUGCUCUUUCUCAGGAUGUCUUUGGCAAUUACGUCAUCCAAAAACUCUUUGAGCAUGGCACUCAGAUCCAGAAGUCCGCGUUGGCAAACACGUUGGAGGGACAUGUACUGCCAUUAUCUCUGCAGAUGUAUGGCUGUCGCGUCAUCCAAAAGGCGAUCGAGUUCAUUCUUCCCGAGCAACAAGGCAAAUUUGUAAGGGAGCUUGAACCGCACCUCGCCAGAUGCGUAAAGGACGCCAAUGGCAAUCAUGUCAUUCAGAAACUCAUCGAGCGUGUUGCUGCCGAUAAGCUUGGUUUUGUCCAUAGUUUCCGCGGGAACGUGUAUGAUCUCUCCACUCAUCCUUACGGCUGUCGCGUUCUCCAAAGAUGUCUGGAGCACCUUCCUGAUGACAUGACUCGUUCUCUUAUGGACGAGCUGCACAAGUAUGUAAUUAACCUUAUGCAAGAUCAAUUCGGGAACUAUGUCGUCCAAUUCGUGCUCGAGAAAUGUCAGCCGCAUGAUCGCUCCCUCGUCAUAACGAAACUCCGUGGUCAGCUCUUGAAUAUGGCUCGGCACAAAUUCGCGUCGAACGUCUGCGAGAAGGCUCUUGUCACCGCUAAUUACGACGAGCGUCGUACUCUCAUUGACGAGAUCAUUACUCCCAAGGCCGAUGGUGUCAGCCCCAUCGUGUCCAUGAUGAAGGAUCAGUAUGCCAACUAUGUGCUACAACGUGCUCUGACUGUUGCCGAGGGCGAGCAGAAAGAAAUUCUUGCUAAUAAAAUACGCCCUCAACUUACCGCCAUGCGACGGUACUCUAGCGCCUACAGCAAACACCUUAUUUCAAGUGAGGAGUCGUUCCAGUAUUAUUAG